Molecule: messenger RNA, 2711 nt
Organism: Andrographis paniculata
Lineage: Eukaryota; Viridiplantae; Streptophyta; Magnoliopsida; Lamiales; Acanthaceae
Product: protein tesmin/TSO1-like CXC 2
Exons: 10
Coding region: 279-2519 (746 amino acids)
Molecular function (GO): DNA-binding transcription factor activity
Source: RefSeq, a predicted model, not a curated record
ACCAGCGCCAGCAGCAACAGCCAUCUGCAAUCCAAACGAAGCCAUUCACUAUACGUUACGCCUGUUUGGUUUUUCCCUCCCAAAUCAAACCGAGAAUCAUCCGAUUCUGCUUCUUGCGUAUAAGUUUCCGUCACUCUGCAACCAAAUUCGUGUUCGGAAUUUUGGUUUUUCUGGAAAUUUUGAUUCGAAUCAUCGAUAUAUACGAUAUACAAUAUACAGGUGCUUUCAUAUAUAUAGAGAGAGAGAAUUAGGAAGAGAGAGAGAGAGGAGGUAAGAGUAUGGAGAGGAGUGGUGAUGAUUUUGGGAAGGAAAGGAAGGAGGCGAUGGCAAGUCCGGAGAGAAGCAGCGGCGGUCAGGCUGAGACGUCAAUUGACAAAUUCGAGGACUCUCCUAUCUUUGGUUUUAUUAACAAUCUUUCACCAAUCAAACCGUUGAAAUCGACACUCCUCUCUCACUCGAUAAAUCCUCUUAGUUUCGGCCCAAUGCCGUCAGUUUUCACUUCGCCGCAAGUUAAUCCUCUAAGGGAAUGUCGAAUUCUUCGAAGAGAUUUGUCGAAACCUGAAUUUUCUUCUGGCGAUGGAAUCACGAGCAACACAUACGGAGAAAAUGAAGACCACUGUAAGAAACCGGAUGAACACGAAGAAAAUCCAGAACCUGAUUCUGAUUCAGCUGCUGAAUUAUCUAACGAAUGCUCGAAGCUUGUGGCUGAUUUUGUCGAAAAUAUCAACAGGGAAUCCUCCUCGAGGCCUGGCGACUGUGUUGAAGCCAAAAAUGAUUGUUCUUGGGGAUCUUCGACAUUUGCAGGAGAGUGCUCUCAAAGCAGCUUAUUAACACAAGUCGAUUCAAGGAAUUGGGGGAGUUUGAUUCCAGAAACCUCAAAUCCGUUAACUUUGGAAUCACAAAAACCAGUUGAUCCAGCUGCAAUUUACUACCGAAGCAUUAAAUGUGCGGUCCAGAACUUAGACUCUAGCAGCGCAGCGUUUUCUAGUGAACUGAGUCGACCUGAAAACUUUCCUGCUCGGCUUGGAGAAGAAACUGAGAUUAUGGAACAUGCUUCGGCUGCUCACGAUGGAAUGAAUUCGAGCGAAAAGAUGGAAUACGAGCAAUUAUUGGGUUUCUACCGUGGUGUGAGGCGACGCUGUCUGGUUUUUGAGGCGACGGGGGGCAGCCGAAACAAUUUCGAGGAGAAUUCAGUGACAAAUUCUUCUUUAUUGCUACAAUCAAACGGCAACACUUCUUCGAACCAACAAUUAGCGCUAUCAAACGCCGCUGGGAAUGAUUUUUCAGGCCAAGCGUUGCAUGGUGUCGGAUUGCACCUAAAUGCUAUAGCGGCGACUCCCAAUGGAUACAAAAUCGUCAAUCGUGAAGCUCAGGCUUCGGGAAGACUAUUGAUCGGCCACAGCUCGUCAUCUACCGGUUUCGUGUCUCAAACUUCUAAUCAAGUCUUGUUUGAGAAUGAUUCUGUCGAAAAUGGUGCUGUUCCUGUGAUCGAUCCUUGCAAGGAGUCGGGAGGUAUGCCGAAAGAAGAGACCAAUAAGAGUUUUCAGAAGAAGAAAAGUGGAAGGAUGGAGACGGGCAGCAAGGGAGAAUCAUGCGGGCGAUGCAACUGCAAGAAAUCGAAAUGCUUGAAACUUUAUUGCGAAUGCUUCGCUGCCGGAACCUUCUGCGGGGAACCUUGUGCGUGUAUCGAAUGCUUCAACAGACCUGCCAAUAAGGAAAAGGUUUCUGCAACGCGUAAACAAAUUGAAUCGAGAAAUCCUCUUGCUUUCGCUCCCAAAGUGAUUCGAGGUUCCGAUUCUUCAUCAGAAAGACAGGAUGACUCUAGCAAAACACCAGCUUCUGCUCGGCAUAAAAGAGGUUGCAACUGCAAGAAAUCGAGCUGUCUGAAGAAAUACUGCGAAUGCUAUCAGGGCGGUGUCGGAUGCUCGAUCAACUGUAGGUGCGAAGGGUGUAAAAACAAGUUUGGUCGGAAAAACAAUGUUUCGAGUAUAAGCUCGAUGGAUACCGAAUCCGAAUCCGAAGAACCAAAAGCUAUUGAGAAGGACGCAAGCGAUCGACCUUCGAAAAAGAUCAAAAUCCAAAACACCAUCGAACCAAAAAUAGACUCGGCGCCUCCGUCGACUCCAUCAAACACCGUAGGGCAUUUGAUCAAUCCAUUUUUGUCAAAGCCAAAGCUCCCAAUGUAUCCGGUCCCUUCCAUUUGCUCGUUGCCCGGUUUUGCGGGGUUCCAAAAGUCAAGCUUCUUCCCAUCACUACCCAAGAUCGAUCAACGGAUGGCAACGGUUGGGGAAGAGGAAAUAAUAAUGCCGGAGUUUCUUCAAGGGGUAUCGCCGCCGGUUGGGGCCAUCAACUCGUCCUCGCCUAACCGGAAGAGGAUUUCGCCGCCUCAACGGUUAGGGAAAAUCUCGUCGCCGCCGCCGCCGUCGUCGUCGUCGGGAUUGCGAAGCAAUAGGAAAUUGAUACUUGAAUCAAUCCCAUCUUUUCCUUCCCUUGGUUCUUCAAAAAAUGUGAGUUCAUGAGGUAGUCUUAGUUUUUGUAAGUUAAGUUAAGAUGGGGUUUUUUUUGGGGGGUUAAGUUAAAAGGAUGUUGUGUUAUUUGGUUUUGAUCGAUAAUUUGUUUUGAGUUUUGGUGUUUUUUUUAUGGUUUGGGUUUAUUUUAUAAAAUAAGAACUUGUUUUAUGGGAUGGUUUAUGAGUUGAAGAGCUUUAUUUA